GAGCAGGGAAAAAGGCUGAGGGGGGCGGGGAGGUGAAUGUGGCCAUGUGUUUCUUCCCCGAGGAGUCGGGGUGGGGGGUUGUUUGCGGUGACAUAUCUCCACCUGAGCCCGCUCGGUGAGGUCCAGCGUCUUGAAUCUCUUAAAAGGGAAGGAGGUGGGUGGGAUCAGCGGAGCCAGGUCCCUGAUUUGUCCCCACUCCUGCCCCAGGAUGGCUCUCUUUCCCUGGAUGCUCGCCGUAUCAGCCUAACUGAAAUUCAUAACUGAGCUUCCCUGGGCAGAUUCCUCCAUUGGCUACCCGGGACUUCCUGCAAAAAGUUCAGAACCCGUACAGGCCUUCAAGGCCCGUGGCACACUAACCUCCAAUUAUGACCAGAUCUUUCUCUACAGGCAAGCACCUCCCACUGUAAGGACAGUAGCAUCUCAUUGGCUCCAGCUAAGUAGAAUCUUUGCUCUUUGGGCUUGCUUCUAGCUUAAUGAGCCUUUGUUCUUUCUGUUCUGCUCUGUUAUAUACUGAUCUCCAGAUCUAACAUCCUUCAAUGCCCUUUUGAAAUGCCAUCUUCAAGAAAUUCCUUCCGGAGCUCCUAUGCUCCGUGCUGGAAGUCUCUGAAUUGCAGUUCUGUGUCCAUCUCUCUAUUCCUGAGCACAGUCUGCCCAAAGGGACUUUCCACACCUGUGCCAGCAGAGCUCCUACCUGGUAUCUCUCUCUCUUAGUGUAAACUUAGAGCAUGAACCUUAUCUUGGUUCACCAGUGUCUCCAUACCCAGAACAUCUAGAACAAUGCCUGGCACAUCAGAGGUGCCCAGUACAUUUUCAUUAAAUGAAUACAAAGGAAGUUUUAAGAAAUGUUUUUUUGAGUGAUUAGAGUUCUUUCCCAGGACUGCCAGACCCCAAACCAGCCCUCAUCAAAUGGGUGGAGCAGGAGACGCAGCUGUAGGGUACAGAUGUUCAGGAUCCCCAGCAGGAGGAAACUUGAGAGAAAGCCAUAAGUGGAAGCAACGUCCCAGUUCCAGCUGGAAGGGAAAACAUUUGCUGAGCAAGCAACACCAUCUAUGUGUUCUUUACUGCUGGUGUUACUAAUUUCUGCCAACCUGAAUUUAUGGCACCCACUAGAGAUUGGAAUCUUGACCUUCUCUUUCUCACUUAAUUGGCUCUGAGGCAUCCAAGUAGUCCCAUGAUCAGGUCACACUGUAUGAAUCAUCCAAAGUCUAGGUCAGUAGCAAUGUGCAAAUUCAAGUUUAGGAUGAAAGCAGUUCACCUUUCUCUCUUCCAGGUUCCCUGGUCACUGUAACAGCUGCUCCUUUGGUUGAGAGUAUCUCCUCUGGUUGGCCCUGGAGUGGGUGGGAAUGUCCUUGACUUUUGAGCCCUUCAAUUGGCCAACACAGUCCAGAAGGGGGCUUCCAGGGGUUGGGUACCCAUCUAAAUUUGUCUGCCAUAGUGAACAUGAAUAGGCCUUGGCGAGUUAACAGGAAAAAAGGCAAGUUUUGAAUCUGCUAUGUUUCCCAACAACCCCUUGGGAAGAUGAUACAUUUGGAAGCAGAAGGAGUCUGUUUGGGAGUUGUCAUGAGUCCCUGGGAUCAGAGACACUGACCUGGUCUUUGAGUCUGUGGCUAACAUUUCCUGUUGCCAGGACAUUCCCAGGCCCUCAGUCUGCGCCCAGCCUCAGCACCUGGCACUCAUGCAGUACCCUCAUCUCCAGCCUGAGUGCAGUCAUGGUUUACCUUUACCUUCACCUUGGCCUAGUGCACUCUGGGGAGGGACCCUUUACUUGCAGCCAGUGCAGUACCUCUCAUGCUACUUGCUGACUCACACAGACAAGCAUUCCUGCUACUGUCCUUACAGUGGGAGGUGCUUCAACCAGAGGCCACCAGUAGACCCACCAGCCUGCUACCAUGGCCCUCAGGGGCUGACCCAGGGGUGCAGACUCUGCCCUGGCUUCUUCCCCAGGAGAUUCCAGACUCUCCUGUGAGCUUUUAGCACUACCCAGAAUUCUUCCAGGCCUGUGUGUGAGAGGCACCAUCAUGGGGGAUGGACACUGACAGGUGACAAAAAGCCAUCACUCUUUUUAAAAAAAAUUUUUUUUAUUGAUUUAUAAUCAUUUUACAAUGUUGUGUCAAAAAAAAUCACUCUUAAUGGAAAUUUUCUUGUGUCCUUCAGGGGCCUAAGAGGCUAGCAGAACGAGGGCUGGGGUCAAGCUUUGGGGCAACUCUGUGUCCUUACCUUCUCCUCACCCUUCCCAAGUUUUUGUCUUCCCUCCCCUCUUUCUGCUGUGAUCAGCUCUUUACUUGUUGAGCUCCCCUGGGGAGAAGCUUCCACCAGAUACAAGGUGUUAGGAGGAGGCCUCAGGGAGGCUUGUGGAAAGAGGAAAACAGACAAAAGCUCCAGACUAGACCCCAGACCUGCUGAAGAGAUGAAGUGCACUUCCAUGAAGUGUGAAAUGCUGUGACUGAUUUAGCUGGGCAAAGGAAAAAUAUCAAGCCUUCUUAGGGCAGGGGACUUAUGUAUGAAGGCAUGUGGGGAACACAGGGUAGGCAGUCAAUAAAUAUGUCCUGUGAGACAGAGGGUUUGAAGGUAGAAAUGAUGGAGAGAGUUAGUGCCAUUUGCUGAGAUAAAGACUCCAGGAGGAGCGGUUGAGGGGAAGAAAGGGAUGCGUUCAGUUUGAGCCACUCAGAGGUGCUUGUGGGACAUCUAUACAGGGUCAAGGUGGCAGAUGGCCCUGUGAUCAGGAGCUCAGGAGCCAGAUUUGAGCUACAGGUAAACAGAUGCUUGGGAGGCAUCCUGUAGGGCUUGUAGCGGGAGGGUAAGCUUGCAGAAAGAGGGUCGUUUUUACUUUUCUCAGGCCUUUCCCUACUCUCCUCCAGCUGCCUCUGCGAUCUCCUGAAGCAAAAGCUCCUAGAAUUUCAGGCUCGACCUAGCUUCCAAUAGAGAAGAUUCUUUUACCCGCUCCAUUUUUUUUUUUUUUAAACGCUCAACAUUGGGCAAAGCCUGCUGUCACCUAGGGACGGGCCGAAGCCCAAUUAUAAACGGUCCGGCGACGAAAAUGAACGUCUGAAUUCACAGCGGCAGAGCUGGAGGUCUGUGCUCCAUGCCUGGGCGGGGCCGUGGCUGCGCCUCCCCGCGCGACGGGCGCGGGGACCCGGCAGGGAAGCCCAGUUGCCGCGCCCCCGGGACGGGCGCCGCGCUCUAGGGAACGCCGCCCCCGGGCCGGUGGCAGCGCCUUCUCGGGCGCCUGUAGCCGCCGCGGCCAUGUUGACUGAGGGCUCGAAGACAAAGCCACCUGGAGACCCUGGGGUGGCGUCAUCUGGGCACGAUGGCGCGGGAGCAAAGUUCGUGGAGCCGCGUUGCCGCCAUCUCUUAGGAAGGCACCUUCCAGUUCUGGUUCUCGGUGCAAUUUCGGCCACCCGCUCUUAGUGUCCUGUCACCCUCGUGAGCCCUCGAGGGUCUGUUCCUGCUCUCCCGGCCUCACGACGGCGCCCUGACCCUUGGGCCCGGCCGGGGAGCGUUCUGGAUAGCGGAGGUUCCGCGGACCCGGGCUGGUAGGGGUGGCUCUGGCUCACCUCCGGGGUGGCACUUAUGAUGGUGCCGCCCCCGGCCCCGCUCCCGGCGCGGGAACCUAACGGGGCCGGACGCCAGCGGGGGACACCUGAGCCCGUGAGGUUCGCGGACGUGGCCGUGUACUUCUCUCUGGAGGAGUGGGGGUGUCUGCAGCCCGCGCAGAGGGCCCUGUACCGGGACGUGAUGCGGGAGACCUACGGCCACCUGGGCGCGCUCGGCUUCCGAGGUACCAAGCCAGCCCUCAUCUCCUGGGUGGAGAAAGAGGCGGAACUAUGGGGACCAGAUGCCCGGGACCCGGAGGUGGGAGAGUGUCUUACAGAAGCAGACACAGCAGGUUCCAGAAACAAGAAAGAGAGAGGACAGAGAGAAGGGACUGAGGCACUGGGGAAGAGCCUUUUUGUGGACACUCAGCCUCCUGGGCUGACGACUCUCAAACCCCUUUCUGCUGGGUUUUCUUAUGGUUGCGAGCAGCCAUCUAAGGUGCCUCGCCGGGGUCGCCCGCCACUCUGUGUCCAUCCCCCGGUCCCUAGGGCAGACCAGCGUCACGGUUGCUACAUGUGCGGGAAGAGUUUCGCCUGGCGCUCCACCCUUGUCGAGCACCUGUACACCCACACGGGUGAGAAGCCCUUCUGCUGCCCUGACUGUGGCAAGGGCUUCAGCCAGGCCUCCUCUCUGAGCAAGCACCGGGCCAUCCACCGCGGGGAGCGGCCGCAUCGCUGCCCGGACUGUGGCCGGGCCUUCACCCAGCGCUCCGCCCUCACCACCCACCUUCGCGUCCACACGGGCGAGAAGCCCUACCGCUGUGUUGACUGCGGCCGCUGCUUCAGCCAGAGCUCUGCCCUCUACCAGCACCAGCGGGUCCACAGCGGCGAGACCCCCUUCCCCUGCCCGGACUGUGGCCGCGCCUUUGCCCAUGCCUCCGACCUUCGGCGCCACGUGCGCACCCACACGGGCGAGAAGCCCUACCCGUGCCCAGACUGCGGGCGCUGCUUCCGACAGAGCUCUGAGAUGGCAGCCCACCGGCGCACCCACAGUGGCGAACGCCCCUACCCCUGUCCCCAGUGUGGCAGGUGCUUCGGCCAGAAGUCAGCUAUGGCCAAGCACCAGUGGGUCCAUCGGCCUGGUGCGGGCGCACGCAGGGGCCGAGGUGCCAGUGGAUUGCCUAUACCCUUGGCCUCUGGCCGAGGGGACCUGGACCCACCCGUGGGCUUCCGGCACUACCCAGAGAUAUUCCAGGAGUGUGGGUGAUGGCCUCAAAGGUGAGGAGUCAAAGGGUGAAGAUCAAGAUAUUGCCUGAGGCCCAAGGUGGCCUCAGGGGCCCAAAACUCUGUGACAGCUCCAGGAAGGGCACAGAAUUCCCAGCAAGAGCUGGACCUGGGGCCUGAGGACCAUCUCAUCUUAGGCCCUCACCAGCUUGAUCUGCUGAUACCUUAUUCCCUUCUGUCCCAGACUCCAGAAGCCCCUUUGUUGAGUUAGGGCUGAUGUAAAAACCCUCACUAGAUUUCCACUGUGGAGAAGAAAAGGCUGUUUCUCAGCUUAGACAUAAGAGGACUGAGGUGGAGAGUUUUGUUUUACCCCUUGACUUUACUGCAGAAUUUAGAAACUGGUGGCCAUGUAAUGAACCCGGCCCAUGACAGACUUUUAAAAUAUUUUUCUGGCCCAGCUAGUGUUUAACAAUGUGACAAAUUAUUGUUUAAGAUUUAAAAGUCAGGAUAUUUCACACAAAAAGCUAGGUUUCUGGCCUCUCACAGAACCACAAUGGAUGAGAGCUGAAGGGCAGUUGUCCCUUUGGAUGGAGCCCAGGUUCUCCAGUUCAUCACGCCUGUCACUUAUCACCUCUUACCAGUAUUAGCUGGCAUUUGUCAUGGCUUGGCCACAUCUCUGGCAAAGCAGGCCCUCUCCUUCUGGCAUUUUCUGCUCAUCUACAUGACCUGUUGGGCUCCUGUAGUCAUCUGAGUUUACAAACUGUAGUCUACCUCAUUCCACUGUUUCUGAAUCAGGGAUUCAUGGAGACAGCAUACAUGUGAAAGGGUGGCAGGAGAGAAGGAAAAGCAGGCUUUAUGUUAGACCUCGGCUUGUAUUGCAUUUUGUGGUUUAUAAAGUACUGUCUUGUCCAUCAACUCAUUUCACCCUCACAGCUGCCUACAGAAGGAAGGAUCUUGCUUGGAGAGGAGAAUCCAUCAGGAAGAGGCAGUCAGGACUGAAACUUCUGCCCCAAACAGAGUAGUGUCUCGCAUGCCAGAGCUGACCUGCAGUUCCUGUUUUGAAGGGGAAGGGCCUGAGAGUGCCCUCUAAUCCUUGGGCCUCCCAGGGAGAGCUCAGUGGUUCAGGCUUUGCCACUCUAGGCCCAGCCAGGAGGGCCUCAUCACAUUUUUGAAUUGGAAGAGAUCUUAGCUUUUCCAUCCUUUUGCAGUUGGGGACACUGAGACUGGGGAAGGCUAAUCAACCUGUCCAAGGUCACACACAGAGGGCAACUCUAGGGUUCCUGGUUUCCUGCUGUCUUUACCAGACCACUCCUGAAUUCCUUGCCAGUGUCUCCACCAGGGUUCUGGAGGGAUCUGCCCACUCCCUGUGAUGACCCACAGGCAUUGACCUGGACUAGGGACAGAGCAGCCCAAUGUCAGUGAAGCCCAGAUACAAGAUGAGUGACCAAACAGCCACAGAGCAGACCAAGGCCAGGGAGAAACCAGCCUGAGAUGAGAGCUCCAGGGCCAACAAAGCAAAGCUUGCAUCUUCCCUCUCUUUAGGUACCUCCAUCACAAAGGGGACCAGGCCAGGAACACUUGGGGUUAGUAGCCAGAGGGAACUGCACUCAUCUAUAUUCCCAAGCUCUACACAGAAUCCUCUCCCAUCACCCUGUGACUCCAUUAUCCAUCUACCACUAAUUCCUUUGUGGUCAGAGUCCAGCUUUGUCCAGGUGACGGAAACAGCCAACCAUGGGCAGACCCUUUCCUGCCUCUGAUCGGGGUGACGCUUCGCCUCAAGGAGGAGUAGUAACAAGGGCUUGAGUCCUUGGUGGCCUAUGUGCACUUGCCUUUUGACAACUCAGCCCUGUGUCUGGCCUUAGGAAGAAAUCAGAUUUAUCAACCUGGAGAAGCUUGUAAAGGAAAAGGUAGAAAAUUUGAGGAAGAGACACUGUUCAGGUAAAGAGAUGAACUGACUUGAUUCCAAUCUAAUCUUCAAAUCUAACCCUAUCAAGACCUCUCAGCCUAAACUUCACUGGGAGGAUUGGCUCACGUGCCACCUGUCCCAAGGGGGACAUGGGGCUGUGGAGAAGCACCUUGGAAGUGGCUACCUUUGAACCAGUUCUUAAUCCCCUAGAGAAGCCAGUGUACAACCCAUCCUUCCCCUGCCCCUCAGCACUGCCUGGGGAAGGCAGCCUGCAAUACCAGUUCUCAGCUCAAACUCAAAGCCAGAUCAGGACCCUGCCCUGAGCUUGCCAAUUAAAGGUAUAAUUGCUACUUUCUCUGAGUGCUUUGAAGUUUGCAAAGCUUACUUAGGGCCCCCAAACCUGACCCAACUCCUCUGCUUCCUGCCCUGCUGACCCAACUUUCCACCACUUAAUUUUUGAGUGUCAUGAACGCUUAAGCCUCAGCAUAAGCCCCUUAUUACCUCCUCACUCCUUGGCAUGGAUGGGAGUGGAAGGGCCCCAAAGGUGGGGCUCACUUUUCUCUCCACUAUCACAGGUCUCUGAGGCUCAGAUCCUGAAGCAAUUUAAGCCAGAAAGGUGCUUUCCCUACGGCUUCCCUGGUGUAUUAGGAGAAACACUUGUCCACACCAGUGAAAACAUGAACCCUGUCUACAUGGCCAGAGUGAGAGGUCAAGGCUGUAACCAUGUGGCCCAUCCCUAGUUUGUCCAAGCUAUGUAAAGGAUAAGUAUUGAUUUGAGCUCCAAAAACCCGUAAGUUUUUUUGGAA
This is a messenger RNA of Camelus dromedarius (Arabian camel), 7469 nucleotides long. RefSeq names its product zinc finger protein 764. The transcript has 3 exons. NCBI's taxonomy places the organism in Eukaryota, Metazoa, Chordata, Mammalia, Artiodactyla, Camelidae. The record is from RefSeq and is a predicted model, not a curated record. Gene Ontology annotation, biological process: regulation of DNA-templated transcription. The coding region runs from base 3571 to 4800 and encodes 409 amino acids.